AUGCUCAGCGUAGCCAGAGAAAGGGAAGUAAUCCUGAGGCACUCGGUUUCUAUAUUCCUAGUGAUGACGAUCCAGAUAAUGCCUUCCGCGAUGAUUGGUACCAUCUGUGCCAGCAUUAUGGUGGCAAUAUAUUAUGUCUAUUGGUGGUAUCACGAACGUAAGAAGCUUUAUGAACUGCGCUGUAUCCGACAAAAGCUACCUAGUGACCUCGAUACGUGGAGAGUACCUGGAAGGACACGAGAUGACGAAGAGAGAAUCUGGGAAACUUUGGACCCAGUAUUCCGAGACCGAGGGUUGACUCUCUGGCCCAAUUCCUUUGGUUGCACUCUCAAGACUCCCGGCACAGCUUAUCCCACCUCAAGUGGUUUCGCGUAUGUCACACCGAAUCGGAGCAUCCUCAAGGGAAUAGGUUCUGUGUACCACCUCAUGUGCUUCGAUUAUACCAAUCCUCUCACACGCAUGGCGCGUACGCCGGAUGGACAUGAUGUGGCCGUCCGCGUCAUUGUCAUCAAAAACGAAGGACACGAACAUCUGAAGAUCCUGAGGAAAAUCGCCACAACUCCUCGGAGCCUGCUCAGUACUAAUCACACUCUUCCUAUGAUCGCCGAGUUUGGAUACGAGGACAUCAUCUUUGGAAUCUUUCCUAGAGUUGGCAGCUCAAUGAAGGAAGCAUUCGGUUAUUGGGCAAAAAAUUCCAUCGGGGACGUGAUGGAUAUGCUUUUGCAAGCCUUAGAAGCUUUAGCGUUCAUCCAUGACAUGAAUAUUGCGCACCGUGAUGCGUUCCAUGACAAUUUUCUGGUUCAAUGGCAGCCCGAGUCAAUGCAUUCCAUGACCAUUCCCACAUCCCGCCCUCGUGUAUACCUGAUAGAUUUCGAGGUGGCUGUGGAGUAUCCAGAAGAAUGCCCUCUGGCGGAACGUCUCACAACUGGAUACCCUCUAGGUGGCUCUUUUCUUGAGCCUGCCAUGUAUUCUCGGCCUCUCGCACCUGAGAUGACCACUAAUAAGCCCUACUGCCCCUUCAAACUGGAUGUCUGGCAGUUGGGCUACAGUUUUACUAGCGUUGAAUUCAAGACUACAAUAACCGAUAUAGAUACAAUUCUGCAUGAUAUGGUUCAUGCUCAACCUACAGCUCGGAAGAGUGCAGGCGAGACAUUAGCAAUAUUGAAAAAUGUUAUUCACAACAUUCCACCAACUUCCUUGCUCAUUUGUCCCAGCAUUAUAGAAUAA
Messenger RNA from Sparassis crispa, 1227 nucleotides. RefSeq names its product Serine/threonine-protein kinase ksp1. Gene Ontology annotation, molecular function: ATP binding; protein kinase activity. Gene Ontology annotation, biological process: protein phosphorylation. Bases 1 to 1227 code for a protein of 408 amino acids. The transcript has 7 exons. Lineage: Eukaryota; Fungi; Basidiomycota; Agaricomycetes; Polyporales; Sparassidaceae. The record is from RefSeq and is a predicted model, not a curated record.